ACUUUAUUCGGUCUGUUGCCUCUGUGCUUGCUUCCAUAUUUCCGCAGUUAAAUACGAAAGAGAACUGACUUAUGUUGCUCUGUUGAUUUCGACCUCGUCGAUUCCUCAGCGUGAAGAAGAUCAAGCUUUGUUAAAAUAGAACAAGAAGUUUGAAUACCAUCAUGAUUUCAGCCUGGAUCUUGAUUACAUUUUGUGUUGCCUCCCUGACUGUGGUGACAAGUGAUCCCUGCAGCCCUCCUGGAGAGUCCAUUAAUGCUACUAGUGGUCAUAUUUCCAGCCCCAAUUUUCCCGACAACUAUGACGGAAGCAGGAUGUGUACCUGGAAUAUCACGGUACCUGGUGGGAAAAUCAUCAAACUGACCUUCUUGAACUUUACCCUGGUAGCAGGUGAAAACGAUGACUGUGCUGGAGCGGCAGCAAAUAGUGCCCGAGUCUUUAUCACAAACGUUGCCUCUCAUGGAGGAAAUCCCAGUGACUUUAAGAUCUGUGGUCAAAAGCUUCCUCCUCCUGUGUACUCCGAGGGAAACUUCAUUCAAGUGAGAUUUGAAUCUCGCGCCGGCCUUGUAAACAAAGGGUUCAAUGCAACCUUUGAGGCAAUAGAUGGAGAUUCACUGUGCCCAACAGAUAUGAUCCUCAAUGAAACAUCAGGUUCCUUUUCCUCUCCCUUUAAUCCAAGAAACUAUCCAUUCAACCAGACAUGUAGCUGGAAGAUUAUAGGGAAACAAGGAUACCGUGUUGAGCUCACAAUACCAGACUAUAAUCUUGAACGUUGUGGUGGCGCUGCUUGCUCGUGUGAUUAUAUGGAAGUUCAGAAUAGCUUCAGUGAUAAAGUGCCGCCUGGAAAACUAUGUGGUACACCAAGGUAUAUUCCUGUAGAAUUUUAUUCACUGAACGAAAGCUUGAGGGUGGUGUUUGUGUCCGAUGAUACAAACAUGGAUUAUGACGGAUUUGGAGCAUUUUACAAGCUGUUGAACUACAGUCCUCCAAUUUGUCCCAAGGAAGCAAUUCCUCUCUCAGGCAGCGGCAAAAUAAGCAGCACAAACUACCCAAAGAGUAACUACACUGCGUCCAGAAAUUGUACUUGGAACAUUACCGCGCCAGUUGACAAAAUUGUAAAGUUUACAUUUACUUACUUUGUCUUAAGUGAGUGUUCAGCCAGUCCUUGUUCGGAUUCUUGUUCUUAUGUGGAGCUUUAUGAUGGUGGGUCAACAAGUUCGCCCUCGCUGGGGCGAUUUUGCCAGGGGUCGUCUUGGAAUGAGCCUCAGUUGUCGACUGGAAAUCAAAUGUUUGUGAUAUUCCAUCCUGGGCAAACAGUUGAACGUGGAUUUGAAGCGAAAUAUGAAUACACAACGACCGGUGCCUGUAUCCCUCCUGGAGAAUCCAUUAAUGCUAUUAGUGGUCACAUUUCCAGCCCCAAUUUUCCCAACAACUAUGACGCAAACAGGAUGUUUACCUGGAAUAUCACGGUACCUGGUGGGAAAAUCAUCAAACUGACCUUCUUGAGCUUUACCCUGGUAGCAGGUGAAAACGAUGACUGUGCUGGAGCGGCAGCAGAUAGUGCCCGAGUCUUUAUCACAAACGUUGCCUCUCAUGGAGGAAAUCCCAGUGACUUUAAGAUCUGUGGUCAAAAGCUUCCCCCUCCUGUGUACUCCGAGGGAAACUUCAUUCAAGUGAGAUUUGAAUCUCGCACCGGCCCUGUAAACAAAGGGUUCAAUGCAACCUUUGAGGCGAUAGAUGGAGAUUCAUUGUGCCCAGCAGAUAUGAUCCUCGAUGAAACAUCAGGUUCUUUCUCCUCUCCCUUUAAUCCAAGAAACUAUCCAUUCAACCAGACAUGUAGCUGGAAGAUUAUAGGGAAACAAGGAUACCAUGUUGAGCUCACAAUACCAGACUAUAAUCUUCAACGUUGUGAUGACGCUGCUUGCUCGUGUGAUUAUAUGGAGGUUCAGAAUAGCUUCAGUGAUAAAGCGCUACCUGGAAAACUAUGUGGCACACCUAGGUUUCCUCCUAUAAAGUUUUAUUCACUGAACGAAAGCUUGAGGGUGGUGUUUGUGUCCGAUGAUACAAACAUGGAUUAUGACGGAUUUGGGGCAACUUACAAGCUGUUGAACUACAGUCCUCCAAUUUGUCCCAAGGAAGCAAUUCCUCUCUCAGGCAGCGGCAAAAUAAGUAGCACAAACUACCCAAAGAGUAACUACACUGCGUCCAGAAAUUGUACCUGGAACAUUACCGCGCCAGCUGACAAAAUUGUAAAGUUUACGUUUACUGACUUUGUCUUAAGUGAGUGUUCAGCCAAUCCUUGUUCGGACUCUUGUUCUUAUGUGGAACUUUAUGAUGGUGGGUCAACAAGUUCACCUUCGCUGGGACGAUUUUGCCGAGGGUCGUCUUGGAAUGAGCCUCAGUGGUCGACUGGAAAUCAAAUGUUUGUGAUGUUCCAUCCUGGACAAACAGUUGAUCGUGGAUUUGAGGCGAAAUAUGAAUACACAAGGACCGAUGCCUGCACCCCUCCUGGAGAGUCCAUUAAUACUACUAGUGGUCUCAUUUCCAGCCCCAAUUUUCCCGACAACUAUGACCCAAGCAGGAUUUGUACCUGGAAUAUCACGGUACCCCGUGGGAAAAUCAUCAAAGUGACCUUCUUGAACUUUACCCUGGUAGCAGGUGAAAAAGAUGACUGUGCUGGAGCGGCAGCAGAUAGUGCCCGAGUCUCUAUCACAAACGUUGCCUCUCAUGGAGGGAAACCUAAUGACUUUAAGAUCUGUGGUCAAAAGCUUCCCCCUCCUGUGUACUCCGAGGGAAACUUCAUUCAAGUGAGAUUUGAAUCUCGCGCCGGCCUUGUAAACAAAGGGUUCAAUGCAAGCUUUGAGGCGAUAGAUGGAGAUUCACUGUGCCCAGCAGAUAUGAUCCUCAAUGAAACAUCAGGUUCUUUCUCCUCUCCCUUUCAUCCAAGAAACUAUCCAUUCAACCAGACAUGUAGCUGGAAGAUUAUAGGGAAACAAGGAUACCGUGUUGAGCUCACAAUACCAGACUAUAAUCUUGAACGUUGUGGUGGCGCUGCUUGCUCGUGUGAUUAUAUGGAAGUUCAGAAUAGCUUCAGUGAUAAAGCGCUGCCUGGAAAACUAUGUGGUACACCAAGGUUUAUUCCUUUCAUAUUUUAUUCACUGCACGAAAGCCUGAGGGUGGUGUUUGUGUCCGAUGAUACAAACAUGGAUUAUGACGGAUUUGGGGCAACUUACAAGCUGUUGAACCACAGUCCUCCAAUUUGUCCUAAAGAGCCAAUUUCUCUCUAUGAUAGUGGAAAGAUCAGCAGCACCAAUUUUCCAGUAGAUAACUAUACUGCAUCAAGGAAUUGUUCAUGGAUCAUAACCGUUUCAGCUGGUGAAUCAGUGAAGUUGGCAUUUACUUAUUUUGUCCUUAGUUCAUGUGCAAAUUGCAAUUCUGGUCAUUGCUCCUAUGUGGAGCUUUAUGAUGGAAAUUCCACAAGCUCAACUUUACUGGGGCGUUUCUGUCAGAAUUCACUUUUGCCAAACACAACUUCCAGUGGAAAUCAAAUGUUUGUAAUGUUUCAUGCUGGUACUGAUGUUAAUCGUGGAUUUGAGGCAUCCUAUUCAGUUGCGUCCACUCAAACAACACCAGGGUCAACACCAGGGUCAACACCAGGGUCAACACCAGGAUCAACACCAAGAUUGACACCAGGACCAAUACCCACUAUUGGCGGCCUGAGCCCAGGCGCCAUUGUGGGGAUCUCAGUGGCAGUACCAGUAUUAAUUACAAUGGUGAUAGCAGCUUUCAAGUACUAUCGUAAAUGGAAAAAACAGAAAAAUGAAGAUGUUCCCCAACCUGAGAUGGAGAGCCUUAAGCAAAAGGAGAUUUUAGAGCAAAAAGUACUCCAAAUUUACCAGGCUGUGGUUCCUCAUCAGUACAAGGAACUGUCAUCAUCAUGGUUCAUCAUGCAGCAUGUAAUCCAUGUGCCUCUCCAGAAGUUAUCAAUGGAACCUCUGGACUUUUUUCAAGCUUUAAUUAUUCCCACUGAGACACCAAAAGACUCAACUUGUUUCUGGAAUAUCACAGUUCCAGAAGGAUUUGUGGUGAAAAUAACUUUCCAUGCCUUUUCACUGUCACCAGAUGACACAAAAACUGACUGUAGUAAUGCACAAGGGGCUCGUCUUCGUAUCUCAGAUGUUGCAUCAACUGAACAGGCAAGAUACCCAUUUGAGCUCUGUGGACAGUCUAUUCCUAGUCCUGUAUAUACUUCCACAAACUCCAUUCAAGUGAGAUUGAAGACAGUAGCUCAGCAUGGAGUCACUGGAUUUAAUGCAUCUUAUGAGGCAAUCUCCCCUGAUAUGUUGUGUCCAGCAAUGGCCAAUUUGAGUGAUGCAUCAGGUGUUAUUACCUCUCCAUUUUAUCCCAGAUAUUAUCCAGAUAACCAGAACUGCAUGUGGGAUAUUGUUGCAAGCAAUGGAAAGCAUCUCAAGCUUGAGAUUGAGAAGACCACAAACAUUCAACAAUGUAAUCAAUGCAAUUGUGACUAUUUGGAUAUCCAGUAUGGCUUUGACAGUUCAGGAAAUCCAAGUGAGAAAAUAUGUAAAGAACUCAAGGAAACUGUGACGUACUACUCACUUAAGGAUCGUCUAAGGGUGCAGUUUCAUUCAGACAACUUGCAGAAAUUCAUUUUUAAGGGAUUCAGAGCAGUUUACUCUCGCCUGGAAUCCAACCCGAGAUUUUGUCCUAAAGCAGCAACCCUGUUCACAGCUUCAAAUGGAAAGUUCAGCAGUCCUGGUUACCCCUCAGAUGUCCCUCCUGGUCUAGAUGUAGCUAAUAAUCGAGCCUGUACCUGGAAGAUCACUGUAGCUGCUGGGAAACGUGUCAAGUUGAAUUUUACCCAUCUAAAUUUUGGCACAUGUUCUUCUCAAUGUGAUCAGUGCACACAUCUGGACAUCUAUGAUGGUGAUUCAAAAAGCUCUCCUUCUCUGGGGCGUUUCUGUCCUGAAUCUGCAAAGGAAGUGAAGGUGUCAAGUGGUAACCAAAUGUUUGUGGAGUUUGAAUCUGGCUUUGGUAAUGAUCGUGGUACUGGUUUUGAAGUACAAUACUCGGAGACUACAGAUGAUCCAAACAAAACAGAACCCCCAACAAGGGCCGGAGCCAUGAAGACUGGUGGCCUGUUGAUUCCCACCAUGCUUGCCCUAGCUGCUUCCCUUUAUUAGCCUUUAAGGGACAUUGUCACUUUCAGACCAUCAUGUGUUCUGGAUCAAAGGAAGCUCUUUGCCUCAUGUAGGGUUAUCAUUAGAAAAUUUAAGAGAUACAUGAUCUGUACUGAGAAGGUGGCUGAAUUGAAGUACAACAUGCCUACAAAAGAAGCAUGACAUGUUACAAAGCAAAAGUUAUGUGUUAACCUGGGAAAAAAUUGAGAUUUGAAGCUCUCAGAGAGGUGACUUCUAGUAGUCUACAACUUAAUUUUAUUGGGGUAAUUUUUUUUGCCAUAAAUUGAUGUUGGAAUAAGUUUAAAGAAUAUGUAUUUAACUGUCUUUGAUCACAAUUCACAAAGUAGCUGGCCCAAAGUGGUGUGACAGCCAGUGGUUUUCUGCCACCUACUGGAUUCUAAUGUCAAUCCUGCUUAUUUAAUCUUCAGAUUUCCCUACAACCCUUGUAAAUAUAAUUGGUUAAGAGUGGAUCCCUGGGCAAGACCCUUAUGAAAUUAAAUGGGAUGUGAAUGGCACUUAAUAGGGAAGCCUAUCAAACUGAAAGAGAUUUUUUUCUCAAUUUUACUCAGCUCCAGGUCUUCACAUCAAUUUUCCUUACCUGCUCCAUACUUUCUACGGAAUGUUUGUUCCAAGAAAGUAGUGUUAAACAAUCUCCCUUCCCUCCUUUGGUUUGCAUUUUCUCCUCAUCCUCUGUCUACUUGAUAAUGAAGUAAUAUUAUGCAGCAGAAGAGUGUCAUGAUGAUAUUGUUGUAAAUGAUGUUGUAAAUGAUGAUGAUUAGGAUAAUUAUAUAUACAACAAUAAUAAUGAUUUUAAAACUAUGCAAUGACUUGAUAAGGUAUUUUUUAUGUGCUUGUGAAUUUUAUAGUAGUAGUAUGUAUUUUAUAUGAUUUUUUUAAUAUUCAAGUACCCUUUAAUAAACAAGUCUAACAAGUAAUAAAUUGGAACUAUUAGUAACUGUGCAGAUGAUGAGGUGAGGAAUUACCUUCUUUCUAAUUGGCUUUUUUUUUUACCAUGGAUUAGUCAGAGACAGGGAAAGAAGUCAGGCUACUUUUGUAGGAGUUGCAUUUACACCCAAUUGAUUAUUAAAAUUAGACAUAAUUGCUUCAUGUGGAGCAUCUUGAUUAACCCAGUUUUACUCUAUUGAUUUUUCUGGAAAUAUCACAGUACCAUCAGCCAACACAGGAAUAUAUUAUGGGGAGGAUAUGAACAAACAAUAUCAUGUAGUUUUAAAAUGAGCGUGAGCUAUAUUUAUGCUCUAGCUUCGGCUUUUAUAGAAGCAUUGUACGUGUGAAAGCAAACUUCAACGUGAUCGUACUUUACCUGAUUUGGUUGUAAAUCAAAUGUAAUAUUAAACAUGAUU
Messenger RNA from Pocillopora verrucosa, 6556 nucleotides. Lineage: Eukaryota; Metazoa; Cnidaria; Anthozoa; Scleractinia; Pocilloporidae. The record is from RefSeq and is a predicted model, not a curated record.